Molecule: messenger RNA, 602 nt
Organism: Solanum verrucosum
Lineage: Eukaryota; Viridiplantae; Streptophyta; Magnoliopsida; Solanales; Solanaceae
Product: mitochondrial import receptor subunit TOM6 homolog
Exons: 2
Coding region: 91-255 (54 amino acids)
Cellular component (GO): mitochondrial outer membrane translocase complex
Source: RefSeq, a predicted model, not a curated record
CCUCACCGAUACUCCGAUUCAGUAGGAAGCUAGGGUUUUAGAUUGUUCAAUCUCAAAUCUCAAGAGUUUGGAUUUAGCGAAGAAGCAAAAAUGUUUCCAGGAAUGUUCAUGCGUAAACCUGACAAGGCAGCUGCUUUGAAGCAGUUGAAGACCCACGUUGUCCUGUUCGGUACUUGGGUCGCCGUGAUUCGAGUCGCCCCAUACAUCCUCCACUAUUUCUCCGAUCAGAAAGAAGAACUCAACCUGGAAUUCUAGAUUAAAGUUUCGUUUUGCUCUUCUUUCUUCCCAGCUUCUCUCGAGGAAUGGAGGAUCAGAAGGAACGGAGCAAACAUUUAUUUCUUGUCCUUUCAUUACCAUAUAUGUCCCUAUUUUGAAAUUUGUUGACAUGUAACUUGGUUAUGAUCCUAGUUGUUUGAGAUAAAACUUACAGUUCAAGUGAUACAUUUUAUCAACUUGUUUUGUUUAUGUAGGCGUGUUGCUUAAUUGUUCAAAUGCAACCUCGCUAAAAUGCUUGAAUGUGCUAUGCUCUCUUUCAUGGGAGAAACCCAGGACACACAAGUUUCUUCUUGUGUAGAAGAAGUAAAUGUGAUAAAAAAGAAUUG